AUGCAUGGGACAGAUGCAUUACGGGUGGGCGUUGCAAUUGGACACGGAACAGGCCCAGAGCUGGCGGUGGUGUUCGAGAAUGUCCUGCAAGAAUUGGCGUCCCGUUAUUCUCUGAGAAUCGAAUUCGUCCGAUCGGACAGAAUUUAUCAUUCUUAUAACUCCCUGCCUCUUUCAGAUGAAAGCCAGAAUGCAAUCCUCGACAUCUGCGACGAAACCGUAAAUGACAUCACGCACUAUCAGCAAUUUUGUGAGCGGGAGGCCAAUCGAGGUCUGAAAGUCAUAUUCCGAACAGCAAUAAGUGCCCAGUCACUGUAUGCAGUACGUCAGCAAUUGGAAGCCGUCAAGGUCGAGUGCUUUGAUCGUGGCACGUCAUCUCUUUUGGUUAUCCGAGAUCAAGCACAGGGGUUCUAUACAGGAACCAAUAAACUCGAAAGUGAUCAGAAAUCUGUAUCGAGGGUAUGUGAAUUCCGCAAAGAAGUGUUCCAGCAUAUCAUAGCAUUCUCUCUUGAGCGGGCAAGAGAGAAAUGGGGUGAUGACCUUGGGGGAAUAAAGACCAUCUUCUUGGUAUACAAGUUCCAUCUCUUCGAUGGAUUAUUGUUAUCCUGGGCCAAGGAAUUGACUGAAGAAUUUGGUAUCAAAGUGGAGUUUAUUCAGCCGGACACAAUGAACAGGAAUAUGAUUGCAUUUGGUGUUAGCCGUUGCUUGAUGGUGGCUGGCAACGAGUAUGCGGAUAUCAUGCAGACAAUAUUCCUGGAGAGAUUCAACAUGCGGGUUCAAGAAACAUCUUGUUCAGAAAACGUCUACUUGAAGCCAGCAUUGAACCGGCUUAGCGAGUACCAGACCACCCAUGGCUCGGCGGAUGAUAUCACAGGCAAAGGAAUCGUAAAUCCAUCUGCCACUAUACGUGCUGCUGCUGCCAUUCUCGAGCGUUUCGGUGGUUGUACUGGUAUUGAUGCUGAGGUUGAUGAGACGUUGAAUGUCCUUCAGCAGAAUAAGUCAGUUACUCCGGAUCAAGGGGGUAACCUCACCACCAACGCUUUUGUCGAUCUCUUUCUUCAGACCCUUCCAAGCCCAAGUGUUGGCACGCCCACUGGAAGCGAAUUUUCACAGCCAUCCUCUCUGGCCGACGAUCCUGCAGAUAUAUGUCCAGCACCAGACUUUGCAGCAGCCUUCAUGAAGAAAGGGACGGCUGUAGUGGUGGUAGACUUUCAAAACGAUUUCAUUUCACUAGGAAAUCCGGAGACUAUGAGCUGCAUAACGCAUGCACUUGUUCGUGUACUUGCCUUUUCUAGGUCUCAUGAACAAGAGAUCAUCUUUAUCCAGCAUUUAGGGGACCAGCGUUACCAGAAUGCUAGUUGGAGACAUCGAAACCGCGUUCAGAGCCGCAAAGAGCUCUGCGUAGAAGGAACUCGGGGAGCUGAUCUGUCCCCGGCCCUCUCACCGGCGCGCGGUGAACAUAUAUUCACAAAGAAAGCUCAGUUUGAUGCAUUCCAAAGCCCUGAGUUCGAAAAGUAUAUUUCUGAAAAAGGGAUUGAACACAUCAUUCUCGUGGGCCUGUACGCCGACAUAUGUAUUGACGCAACAGCUAAGGCAGCUUUCCAGAGAGGCUUAUGGACCACUGUUGUCCAGGAUUGUACGACAGCUCUGCACUUGAAGGACGAAGAUAUCUUGGGGUACAUGCAGAAGGUUUAUGGCACCAGAGUUGUGGAAAGUGAAAAACUCUUGAGAAUGCAUGCAUAG
Messenger RNA from Trichophyton rubrum CBS 118892, 1740 nucleotides. RefSeq lists its product as uncharacterized. The transcript has a single exon. Lineage: Eukaryota; Fungi; Ascomycota; Eurotiomycetes; Onygenales; Arthrodermataceae. Bases 1 to 1740 code for a protein of 579 amino acids. The record is from RefSeq and is a predicted model, not a curated record.